Messenger RNA from Copidosoma floridanum, 6615 nucleotides. It is a transcript of the gene Set1, whose product is annotated as SET domain containing 1. Gene Ontology annotation, cellular component: Set1C/COMPASS complex. NCBI's taxonomy places the organism in Eukaryota, Metazoa, Arthropoda, Insecta, Hymenoptera, Encyrtidae. Gene Ontology annotation, molecular function: protein binding; histone H3K4 methyltransferase activity; RNA binding. The record is from RefSeq and is a predicted model, not a curated record.
GAACGGACGAGUGAUGCCAUGCUUGCUACUUGCUAUUUGUUUACGAUAGAGUGAGAGAGAGAGAGAGUGGUGUAAAACGCGCGUGCGUGUGUGUCCGCUGAAUGAGUACACUACUUAUUUGUUUUGUUCGUAUAUAUACUCAGCAUACGUAAAAAACUAGUUUACAAUUAUUCAGGUUCUCUAGUUAAUUUUUUAAACCCUAUUCAGAAAAGAGUAAAAUGUGCGAAAAACAUUUAAGCCCGCGUCGAGCACCAAAAUAGCUUCCUGCAAUUUUGUAGUGCACGCAUACUUAUCACGCAUUUCGCGAGAGCGACACACACACACACGACGCGUCAGUUCGCACUUCGCAGUACAGGCACCACCACCACCCCUCCCCCCUCUCCGUGUAAGUGUAUAUUGUGUGGUGAGCUGCUAUUUAUGGUCGUUGAAAAAGUUUUGGAAAAACAAGACCGAAUUUACGUUGAAGCAAGUCCUGAAAUUUGGAAACUUGAGGAUUAUGUAGACCCGAAGGAAAUCGAUUAAAGUCCAAGUGAUGUCGAGGUUUAUCUGUACCCUCGUAUCGUAUAGGUUAUGUUGCUGCUUCGUUCGUAGAGGAGAAGUCUAAACACUCGAUAGCUUGAGAAAAACUUGGUCAACGUCAAAGACAUCAGUUACUUUGAGAGACCAGUCGGUACUAGAGGUAGUGGCCUCAAUGAAACUCGCGGCUUUGAAGUGCUUCCCCGAGCAAGUGGUAGUAGCAGCAUCGGCAGUUGGGAGAGGAAAAAACUAUACUACCAGCACGCUUGAAUCCACGUCAACUGAUGUACGAGAAGUGCGAGUCUAUCAUUGCUAUCAUCGGAAUUCGUUGCCGGUAGCGAGCGUCUGCUCCUUUUCGUCAUCGAGUUGAAAAAGAGCUGCGUCUUGUUGCACGAAUGGAUGAUGCGCGCUGGCGAUGAACGGCAUGGAAAGACAUGGACGUGGACACGGCCACUCGCACUCUCAUCACCAUCACCACCAUCAUCACCACCGAUCUUCUUCGUCCUCCUCCUCGUCGUCGCAUCACCACACGCAGGGUGGUUCUAGUGCUGGUAGUAGCUCUUCAGUGGCGCAUCACCAUCACUUGCCACCACCGUCGUCGUCAUCUUACAGCAACAGCAGCUCCCACAAUGUCUCUCACAAUUCUAAUACUGGGCCCCAUCACCAUCGUGAUUAUCACCACUACCAGCAGCAGCACAAUUCAAAGGAGCUGUAUCACCAUCAUCCGAAGGAACUGCAGCACCAUUAUCCCAAAGAUCUACAGCAUUACCAUUCCAAGGAACUGCAGAAUCACCAUCCCAAAGAGCCGCAGCAGCACCACUAUCACCACCAUCCCAAAGAGCUGCAGCCUCCACUGCCCAGCGGAAAGCGCAAUUACGGUCAAUCGCAUUUACAAAAAGAGCCACCUACAGUCGCAGCGACCACUGUUGGUGCUGGCACUACUUCUGGUGGUAGCUCUGCCGGUGCUGCGACCUCCUUGACGCAAAAAUUUAGAAAUUGGAAGCUCCUGGUGGAUCCGUUUCUCAAGAAAGGAGCUACCAAAGUUUAUAGAUACGAUGGUUUUGUUCCCGGUGAUCCCACUUAUCCUGAUAUUCAGGUAAGGGAUCCGCGCUCACAGCUGACUAGAAUAUGGACAAGGGUGGAACAACUUGAUUUGCCAGUACCUAGGUUCAAAAUAGAUUCUAAUUACUGUGGAGAUCCUCCACCGUUGGAAGUGACUUUUUGCCAUUUAAAUGACAAUAUUGACAGGACGUUUCUUUCUGAUAUGGUUCAUAAGUUUGGUCCAACAGAAGAACUUACAAUAUAUUAUCAUCCAGUAACUAGUAAGCAUCUUGGAAUAGCUAGAGCUGUGUUUGAAACUACUAAAGCUUCUAAAGCGUGUGUAGAAAAAUUAAAUAGUACGUCUGUGAUGGGUAAAGUGUUAAAGGUGUUUCUCGAUCCUUUUGGUAAAGAAUGCAACAAACAUUAUCAUGACUUAACACUUGAAAAGAAAGUUGAGAAAAACGUUGAAAAAAAAGCGAAAGAAGAGCCUAAGUCACUGGUCAAUGUUAUUCCACCAACACCACCCAUCAAGACUGAUGUAGAACCGACUAAAAGAACACAAACAACUCCAGUUGUUGAUAAAGCUCCAACUGUAACCGCAGAUGAAAGAGAUGAUUACAGUAGGCAUAAUAAAAAGUCAAAUAUCGACAAAAGUAGGGACUCUUAUGUAGAAAACUCGAGAUUGACAAACAAAGGAAGUUCGUCCUAUAGAGGUGAUUAUCCAACUCCAAGUGUUACAAGUGCUAGUAAUAGUGAUUUAGGUUAUGGCGCAGGAGCCAGUGAUAUAAAUUACCCAGCUGGUUUCGCGCAAAAUUCUACGCCAGUUGGUAAUUACGAGUACUAUUAUGGUAAUUUUCAUCACCACCACCAUCAUCAAGCACAACAAUCGCAUCAUGUACCGCCAAACCAGUCAACCAACUUCAUUGGUGGUAUACCUCCGGGAGUCCCCCCACAACUCCCGACAGCUCCUGGUGUCUGGUGGCCUAAUGCAACCGCGCCGGAUACUCGAGGUGCCAUUUUCCCACCAAACACGUCAUGGCCUCCACCAGCGACCCUUGCACUGCCAGACGCCUCCAUGGUUGUGAUGCCCACACAAUCUGCCAGGGUAACUCCUCUUUCCUCCGCGACCGAGCUUUCCUCCACAAAUGCAAAGCAGGCUUUAGCAUCGAAAAAAAAGGAUCCGGCGUUUGGAACAGCUACUGAGUCUCCAGCAGAUUCUGACACAUCAGCUGUGCACACGCCAACCAAAGAUUUGAGGAAUGAGUCUCCCGAUGAAUCGCGCAAAACUCUAGAUCUCGAUACGAGGAUAGCGAUGCUGCUGAAAGACAAGGCCGGAGGAAUGGCUCCGCCGUUUUUGCAAUUUGGCAGUGACUCGGAAGACGAAAAAAAAUCGAAUGCGGAUGAAGAAAUGUUGUCAGAGCCACCAAGUCCUUUCAUAACUCAUGCAGCCUACGAAGAGUGUUUUCAGAAACAAGUGCAGCGCAACAGAGAUAGGCGUAGGGUGCGUCAGAACAGUCUUAACCAAAUACCAAAGUCGGCAGGUGUUGAUGAGGAUCUUGGUAGCAUUAUCAGUUCCAGCGAGGAUGAAUUCCUUCUGGGCAGCUAUAGUCCUGCUGCUGCUGCUGCUGCUGAUGGUGAAAAAACUAAAGAGUUAGAACCUUCCAAAGAGCAACCUCCUUCAUCAACCUUAGAUGAUGAUAUGUCUCUCAGUCCGUUGAGUUCUGGUGAUGAAAAGAUAGAAGAGUUCAUAACAGUAGAAAAGUGUAUUUCUACCUUCGAUUCGAAGAUUGCAACCCACGAUGCCGCAAAUCAGCUGUACCCAAGUUAUUCGACUAUGGCGCAUCUGUCGCAUUACCCGACUCCUCCAAUAGUCGCAACGACAACAGGACACCAUCAAGUCUACUCUCAGCCACCUCUAAUGCAACAGCCACAACAGCAGUGGCCACGGCCCGGCCCGUAUCCAUAUCCAUACCCGGCCACUGCAGCAGUUGCAGCUUACUUGCCAAAUCAGUAUCAACCAGCUGCAGCCGCUGUAGGUGUACUCCAUGGUGUACCGGCUCCUGGCAUUGGUCUGGGACCACCACCACAAAACAGCGGCUACUAUCAGAAUUUCCAAUCAAGAUUGCAAGCAAUGGCCAACCAAAGCAUUACUAGGGACAAUCCGCAGGGACCUACCAUCAAUGGUGUUCUUACUCGGGUUGUCGACGAAUUAAAGCAAAUUCUGAAGAAAGAUUUCAACAAGAAGAUGGUCGAGAAUACGGCUUUCAAGUUAUUCGAAGUCUGGUGGGAGGAGCGUAAGAAUACGGAAAAGAAGCCUGCUGCUGGCAGUGCUGCUGUUUCCGUGCCAGUAGCUGCUCCAGUUCCUGAGGCUCCACCGCCAGCUCCAACGAUCCCUGUGGCACCAGCUGUCAAAGAAGAGCAAAAGAACAUCACAUCGGUCUUUGAACAGGCGACCACUCCAAUAGGCUUAAAUUACGAUGGUUUUGGUCUGGGAAUCAGGGCUAGCAUGCCAAAAAUGCCGUCCUUCAGACGUAAAAUUAAAGCUCCCAGUCCAGUCGCGGCGCAAGAUGAAGACAGUCGAUUGUCUGCCGAUGGUCGCAUUAGUGAUAACAACAAAGAACCCCUUACCGAGCCUAUUGAUAGUGACAGCGAUAUUGAGUUGGAGGACACUUCUCAGAAAGCUAUUAUCAAGAGGCCGAUCGCAAAUAUUCCCAGCACAUCGCCCUCGUCUUCCUCGACCUCAACAUCGUCUGAUGAAGAUCAGAGUACCUCCAGCAGCAGUAGCAGUAGCACCAGUAGUAGCGAUUCGUCUAGCUCUAGUGAUAGUUCAGAUGAUGAGUCCGAUGAAAAGUUACCAUUGGCAAAAGACAGCCAAAAUCCAGAAAUUCUCAUAGAAUUGGCAAUUUUGCGGUCACUGGAAUGUCGAACGCCUGUGGGUGGUCGUUGUACACCUAUUCCAGAUUUUGAAGUAAUACAAGAUGACUUCCCACUGAUCGAAGACGACGAUGAAGAGACCGACGACGACAUCGAAAUGUGCGAGUACUUUGCCGCCCAAGUUCAAGAGGCAAAGGAGAUAAAGGAUAAAUUGAUGAACAAAGAAAAACUUGAAGCUCUGAAAGUAAGUGAAGCUCUUCCUCUGCCGUCCACAGAAUGGUCUGGUCAAGCUGUAAUAACUCCAAUAGCAGACACCACUGUCAGUCAAGAGCCUGUAACUGCAGUUGUACAAAGAGAUGUCGAGAAUUUGGAAACUUCAGCAGUGGAAGCUCUUAUUUCACUUGCGACCCAAGAUAGCAAACCCAUUGCGAGGAUUCCCAGCCCAGCCCGGCAGCCAACACCGGUCGCUGAAUUAAGUAUCAUUAAGAAAUUACAGACUAUGUCUGAUAGGUAUAUCACCGACGAGCCUAUACUCAAAGAGUCGGAGAAAAUCGAGAUGUUCAGUGAAAUUCCGACUUCUGAUUCCGAGGACGAAAGCUUGGAAGUUAAGAGAUUACGGUUACAAGCUGAUGCAGAGGUGCAGCGUAAUAUUGAAAGGCGUAAGAGUCUAUCUCGAGUUUUUCUCGAGCACUCGUAUUCGAUACCUCCUGCGUUGUUUGAUCAACAAAAGCAACAACAACAACAACAACAACAGGUGUUGACACCUUUGCAACAACAACAGAAACAUGCACCAAUGGAAAUCGACGAUACCCAGCAAAACGGAAAGCAGAUCAAAGUUUUGGAUAAAAUAUCGAACAAGGUGGAAAAUAGAAAGAACAAGCAUGCCAAGCCUAAUAACAAUGCAGUUACUCUGGAGACGAAUAAUGAGCGAGAAAAAGAAAACAUCCAUAUGGUUCCCCCGUUGAUGCAAGAGUCACUGCCACCGUCUCACCAAUAUUCUACGCCUAUGAUUUACAAGGAACGCAAUAUCUUGUCUGAAAUGGAAAUACUCUACGAGUUUCUAACGAAAGGCAUCGACCACGAGGAUAUUGAGUAUCUUCGUCGAAGCUAUGAGUCUCUUCUUGCUGAUGAUGCGCAAAGUUACUGGCUAAACGAUACCCACUGGGUCGAUCAUCCAGCAACUAACGUACCUAGUCCAGCGAAAAAACGGAAAAGAGAAGAUUAUCGUAUACACGUAACUGGUUGCGCCAGAACCGAGGGUUACUAUAAGGUCGAUGUCAAAGAAAAAAUGAAACACAAACAUCACUAUGCACAGAGCAUUCAGCGUAACGAAGAUAUUCGAGAUUCCUCGGGUUACAGCAGUCGUAUGCUUGGUGGAUACGAUGGUGGGAACGUUUUAGCAAUUAAUAGGCCAAAAGCCAGCUCGAAAGGUGUAACUGGCAAAAUGCAGGCGUUAUCCCGAGAAGCUAGAAGUAAUCAGAGACGCUUGUUAACAGCCUUUGGCAUAGACACUGAUAGCGAUUUACUUAAAUUCAAUCAACUUAAGUUCCGAAAGAAACAAUUGAAAUUCGCUAAAUCCGGAAUUCAUGACUGGGGAUUGUUCGCCAUGGAGCCGAUAGCGGCUGAUGAAAUGGUGAUAGAAUACGUCGGACAAAUGAUCAGGCCAAUCGUCGCCGAUCUACGUGAAACCCAGUACGAAGCCACAGGCAUAGGCAGUUCCUAUUUGUUCCGUAUUGACUUAGAUACUAUUAUUGAUGCGACUAAAUGCGGUAAUCUCGCUCGUUUCAUCAAUCAUAGUUGUAACCCGAAUUGCUAUGCCAAGGUUAUUACUAUUGAAAAUCAGAAAAAAAUUGUGAUCUACAGUAAGCAGCCAAUCAGUGUAAACGAAGAAAUCACUUAUGAUUACAAAUUCCCAUUGGAGGAGGAUAAGAUUCCUUGUUUAUGUGGAGCGCCUCAGUGUAGAGGAACUUUAAAUUAAAUAAACUAUCAAAGAACGUUGCAAUUAUAUGUUUGGGCGGUGAAGCGCCUUAGUACUGAGUAUUGACGCUCAAAAAAAGUUCAUUUUUUAUUGCUUCAUCGUGAUAAAUUCGUUCAUUUCUCAACUCAUUGUGCCCUCACACCCUCAACUAAUAUUUUUGUAAAUAAAAAAUACAACUUAAUGUAAAACAUUUUAUAAGAACAAAA